AUAGAAGAAGGAUGGCAGUGCAGCUAUCGGCUGCUACAAGUUAAUGCUAACUGAAGUGUUGAAUUAGACUAGUCAGACGUGUUUGUGCCCACCCCACGUGGCGCCAUCAUGUGGCAGGAGGCUCGGAGACAUGAGCGCAAGCUCCGCGGGAUGAUGGUCGACUACAAGCGGCGUGGGGAACGAAGACGGGAAUAUUAUGAGAAGAUUAAAAAAGACCCAGCCCAGUUCUUGCAAGUGCAUGGGAGGGCCUACAAGAUCCAUUUGGACUCAGCUGUUGCCUUGGCAGCUGAGAGUCCAAUCAAUAUGAUGCCAUGGCAAGGUGAUGUCAACAAUAUGAUUGACAGAUUUGAUGUGCGGGCCCAUUUGGACUACAUCCCUACUUACACACCUCCUCUUCUAAACACAGUCACCCUGGAGCAGGAGUCUGAAGAGAGAAAGUGUAACUAUGAGCGCUACAGAGGACUGGUGCAGAACGAUUUUGCCAACAUCUCUGAGGAGCAGUGUUUGUAUCAGAUCUACGUGGAUGAGUUGUAUGGUGGCCUGCAAAGACCAAAUGAAGAUGAGAAGAAAAAGCUCGCAGAGAAGAAAGCUUCGAUUGGCUACACUUAUGAGGAUAGCACAGUCACAGAGCCUGAUCCUCUGUCAGACAAAGGAGAAGAGGAGGACUCUGAAGAGGAAGACUCUGAGGGGGAUGAAGGCAUUCCUGACAUUGAUGUUGAAGUGGAUGUCGAUGAGCUCAAUCAAGAGCAGGUGAUGGACCUGAACAAAAUGGCCACACCUUAUGGAAUGGCAGAGGGAGACUUUGUGAGGAUGCUUCGGAAGGACAAGGAAGAGGUGGAGGCCAUCAAACAUGCUAAGGCUCUGGAGGCAGAGAAGGCCAUGUACUCUGGCCGUCGCUCUCGCAGACAGAGACGAGAGUUCAGGGAGAAGAGGCUGAAAGGCAGACAGAUCAGCCCACCCAGCUAUGCAAGAAGAGACAGCCCAACCUACGAUCCCUACAAACGCCCCCAAUCGGAGUCCAGCUCUGAGUCCCGGUCCCGCUCGCGGACCCCCGGCAAGGAGAAGAUCACCUUCAUCACCAGCUUCGGAGGCAGCGACGAGGAGGGUGGCCCCCCUGCCCAGGCGGCGGCCGGCGGCCACUUGGCCAACGCCUCCAGCAAUAAGCAGGAGCAGCACCCCGCAGGUCAUAGCAGGGGCUUCCGCCGACGUCACUCGUCCUCCAGCCCGUCGUCCUCCUCGCCGUCUUCCUCGCGGCACUCAUCGCGCUCCUCCUCCCACUCACGGCGCAGCGGGUGGAGAGGAAGCCGGGAUAGCCGCUACUCCCGGUCCCGCUCACGCCAGUGCUCGGACUCCCACUCCCAGCAGCGUGGUGGAGGGGGCAGCGGCGGCGGCGGCAACGGCAGCCACAGAAGACGCUAUGACCGCGGACACUCGCGCUCCCGCUCCCGAGAUAGGGACAGGGACAGGGGCCGACGAUACACUUCUCACAGACGCACUAGGUCACGUUCCGUAUCUCGCUCGGCUGACCGAGACCGUUUUCGGAGAGGUGGUCGGGCGUCUGGCCAUCAUCGUGGUGAGAGCCGCAGUCCGAGCCCCUCUCAGUCCCCUGUCCGGAGCCUGUCCCCGUCCCCCGGUCCCCGCUCAGCCCCGCCCUCCACCAGCUCCCUCUCUGACAAGCUGAGAAAGGCUGAAACUCCAAGUGGUAAAGAGACGGGAGCUGCCAAACCCAAGAUGACACCACAAGAGAAACUCAAGAUUCGGAUGCAGAAAGCCCUCAACAAGCAAUCCAAGGCGGAUAAAAGGGCUGCGCAGGUGAAGGUCCAGCUGCAGGAAAAUAAGCGACAGGAACGCGAGGGGGAACUGCGAGCCAUGGCCCGCAAGAUCCGCAUGAAGGAGCGUGAGCGACGGGAGAAAGAGCGAGAUGAAUGGGAGAGGCAGUAUGGAAGGCAGAGCCACUCCCCCUCCCCUGUGCCCAAAUAUAGCCGAGAUUACAGUUCCUCCAGAAGGAGGUCGCGGUCACGGAGUCCCUACUACCGUUACUGACAGAACAAAUCUACAGCACUCGUGCUGGAGGGACGCACAGGAAACACACAGGACUUUGGAAAACCACCAAUAUUUUGAAUCAAGCAAACUCAAUGUCAGAUGUCUUCAUUCUGUAUUAUACAUCCUUAUGUUUAACUCAAAUUCAGCAGCUUCCUGCUUUUGUUUGUGUAUAUGUUUUGAAGGAGUAAAACUGCACAGUUUGAGUCCAUGUUGUAAAGAAUUAGAGGACAAUAUAAAAUGCCCCCCUCCCCCAAUUCUCCCCUUUUGUCUUCCCUAACAGGUUUAGUCAUUGUCAGAAUGACCUUGUGGAAAUUUUCGGGGUUUAUAUUUUAACAUCAGAUGCCAAUUAUAAUUGCAGUGAACCUCCUUCUCUUUCUUGUUAAAGUACUCCCCACUUCUAUACAGUCAUAAUAUCAAUGCCUAAUCACAAGGCCUAUGUGAAGUGUGCAUGUGUUUUAUCUGCAGGGAAAUGCAAAUAAAAUACUUCAUAACUUCAAA
Messenger RNA from Sardina pilchardus (European sardine), 2541 nucleotides. It is a transcript of the gene clasrp, whose product is annotated as CLK4-associating serine/arginine rich protein. Bases 109 to 2043 code for a protein of 644 amino acids. NCBI's taxonomy places the organism in Eukaryota, Metazoa, Chordata, Actinopteri, Clupeiformes, Clupeidae. The record is from RefSeq and is a predicted model, not a curated record. The transcript has 20 exons.